CAUAAAACCGCUUUUGACUGGUCAUUCCAUUUCCGAUUCAAACAUCUCAUAAAACGACAUUAGGGUUUUCAGUCUUCUUCAUUACGUGUCUUGAAAAGAAAGAAAAACAAACAGUACUUAGAAAUGGCGAUGAGAGCAUCAGUGAAUAAGAUUUCUCCCAGUCGUUUAAUGGAAGGAACACGAAUGUUUGCUCCUCGGUACUUCAGUGAUAAAUCUGGUAGAGUUCUUGGUGACGAGGAAUUAGCUGCUGAAAAUAUAUGGAUUAAGAAAAUGGAGAGGGAAAAGUUGGAGAAAAUGAAGCAGAAGUUGGACAAGGAAAUUGCUGAAGCAGAAAAGAAAGCUGCAGCUGACAAGAAGCCUGAAAGCAGCAAGUAAAGAAGGUUGACAGUUAUAGGGUCAUCUCCAAGUUGAUGAUGAGCUAUUCCAGUUCUUGUCUUGCUACUUUCGAUGAUGUCGAAUAAAGUUUGUUGUUUCCAUGGACCUCUUGGCAGACUAUGGUGUUUGUAUAGAAUGUUUUACCACUUCUUGACACGUUCGUGUGUUGGCAAGUAAAAGACCCUUGAUCAAUUUGUGUUUUCUUGGUUGCACA
This is a messenger RNA of Papaver somniferum (opium poppy), 589 nucleotides long. RefSeq lists its product as uncharacterized. The transcript is spliced from 3 exons. The coding region runs from base 124 to 375 and encodes 83 amino acids. NCBI's taxonomy places the organism in Eukaryota, Viridiplantae, Streptophyta, Magnoliopsida, Ranunculales, Papaveraceae. The record is from RefSeq and is a predicted model, not a curated record.